UGUCCUGCCGGCUUCCACAUGUUUUCCCCAUAAAUAGAAGGCGCGCCAAGAUGCUCCUCCAACAGAACUUCGCCACCCGCAUCCAACUCUCGAAGUAUUGGCUUUGGAGAGCAAAGAUGCCACAGACGCUCAAGCUGGCCGGCAGGGCAUCCUUGCUCGCGAGAUGCUUUCCUGAGAUUUGGGCUGAUCCUGUCCUCAAAGCUCCGGUCAGGGUGAUCAAAAGCCACAAGACCCUAGACGAGAUGCCAGGACCCAGCGCUCUGAGUUUCUUCAGCGACCUCUUCUGCAAAAAGGGGCUGUCGCGGCUGCACGAACUCCAGAUUGAAGGCAAAGCCAAGUACGGCCCAAUGUGGAAGGCCAGCUUUGGACCCAUCCUGACGGUCCACGUUGCAGAUCCCAGCCUGAUUGAGCAGGUGUUACGGCAAGAGGGCAAACACCCCAUUCGCUCCUCCAUCUCCUCCUGGAAAGAUUACCGGGAGUGUCGAGGUCAUGCGUAUGGGCUCCUUACUGCGGAAGGCGAGGAGUGGCAGAGAACCCGCAGCCUCCUUGGAAAGCAUAUGCUGAAGCCGAAAGAAGUGGAGUCCUACACUGGCACUCUGAACGAUGUGGUCAGUGAUCUGAUCCGAAGGCUGGAGCACCAGCGGAGUUUCCACGAUCAGCAUGUGGUCAAGAAUGUGGCUGACGAAUUUUACAAGUUUGGAUUGGAAGGCAUCUCUUCCGUCCUCUUUGAGUCCCGCAUUGGUUGCUUGGAGCCCAAAGUCCCCAAGGAAACGGAGAACUUCAUUAGCUCCAUCAACACCAUGUUCAUCAUGACUCUGCUGACGAUGGCGAUGCCCAAGGUCUUACAUCGCAUCUUCCCCAAGCCAUGGCAGAAGUUCUGUGAAUCCUGGGACUAUAUGUUUGAAUUCGCCAAAGGGCACAUCGACAAGCGGAUGGCUGAAGUUUCAGAGAAAAUCUCACGGGGGGAGAAGGUGGAAGGCAAAUACCUGACUUACUACCUGGCGCAGGAGAAGCUGUCCAUGAAAUCCAUCUAUGGAAACGUGACCGAGCUUCUGCUAGCUGGCGUGGACACGAUUUCAAGCACUUUGUCCUGGAGCCUGUAUGAGUUGUCCCGUCACCCGGAGGUGCAAACAGCCCUCCACCAAGAAAUUGCAGCAGUGAUGAAGGGCAACGCCAUCCCGACGGCAGCUGAUGUAGCCCAGAUGCCCUUGCUGAAGGCGGUGGUGAAGGAGGCGCUGAGGUUGUACCCUGUGAUCCCUGGCAAUGCACGCGUCAUCUCAGACAGGGACAUCCAAGUGGGAGAUUAUCUGAUCCCCAAAAAGACCUUGAUCACCCUCUGCCAUUAUGCUACUUCACGCGACGGGAAGUACUUCUCCAAUCCCAACUCAUUCCGGCCGGAGCGAUGGCUGCGAAAGGACGAUGCUCAUCACCCGUACGCCUCUAUCCCCUUCGGCUUCGGCAAGCGAAGUUGCAUUGGACGACGGAUUGCAGAGCUGGAAGUGUAUCUCGCCCUGUCUAGGAUCCUGAUGCAUUUUGAAGUGAAGCCGGAACAAGAAGGCCACAUCGUGAGACCCAUGACACGCACUCUGCUGGUACCCGAGAAGGAAAUCAAUCUGCAAUUUCUGAGCCGCUAAUCAGGACGAAGCAGAACUGUUGAUGCUUCCCAUCAAAGCACACUAGACCUCGUGGCUGGGUGUGACAAAGCUAAUCUUCUGGAUUCUUUGGAGUCUGCUUGAAGAAGGGCUGUAGAGCAGUGACAUUGACUGAGGUCAGCCAAAGGGGCCACUGGUGCUUCCUCUCUUAAGUGGCACCCUCUGCUGUGUCUUGGAGGUCCAGUUCUAGGACUUGCUAAAGAUAAUUUCUCCAGAGCCAGCAUUUCCCAGCACAUUAUACAGAGCAUCAAUGUGCACUUAAAAUAAACAAAGGGGAACUGUGGGAAGAGCAGUUUUUGCUCUGAAACGCACCUGCUUUUCUCACUCAGUUUGAUAGUUCCCAGAACUUUCUGAAAAUCGGAUGGAGAGCUAGGAGCCCAGUGGCAGGUUGUGACUGUUCUGUAUACCAAACUGUCAAUGUGAUAUCUGCGCAACUGUGAGGUCAUGUAUGCUCCGUGACUGCAACAUCAAGGAAGGCCAUCCAAAAAGGAAGCAAUACGGGUGGACUUCUUGCAUCUUCUCCAGGCACAACAUUGUCCAUUCGGUGCCAUUGGCAUAUGUGAAUCGUCCAUAUUAGUUCAGUGUUGGAUCACUGUCAGAAUGCAGUCGCCCAGGUUAUCUCUCGCUAGUGGAGACACCUUGAAAGUGAUAUUUAGUUUCCUUCUCAGGGUGGAAGAGCUGGUUUCUAGAUGCAGGGACAGUAUUUAUAUCCCCCACCCAGGUGUGUGAAAAGACCCCCAAAGCAAGCCAAACUUCAUUUCAAAUUAUAUGUGGUUUUUUUAAAUCACUGAAUUUGAGGCAGUUAUAUAGAUGUUCCCUGUUUGGAGCUGUGGGAAUGGAGAACAGGAAUGUAUUUAAGUGCCUUAUUAUUUAUUAUUAUUAAUAUUGUUAUUAUGCUAAUCUUUUGUAUUUUAAAUAUAAUCAUUUAUAUUUAAUACCCUUCCCCUACAUAUUUAUAUUUUUAUAACCUAUAAAUUAUGUGUUCUGUAUUUUAAAAAAAGCUGCAACUAAACAGUUCCUGUAACCAAAGCUGUCUACCUUAAAGGCUGUUUCUUUGGUGCUAUGUUUAAAUGUUAUUUAUUAUCUUUGGAUAAUAAACAUGAACUGGUUUUU
Molecule: messenger RNA, 2765 nt
Organism: Lacerta agilis (Sand lizard)
Lineage: Eukaryota; Metazoa; Chordata; Lepidosauria; Squamata; Lacertidae
Product: 25-hydroxyvitamin D-1 alpha hydroxylase, mitochondrial
Biological process (GO): glucocorticoid biosynthetic process; C21-steroid hormone biosynthetic process; cortisol metabolic process
Cellular component (GO): mitochondrial inner membrane
Molecular function (GO): iron ion binding; heme binding; monooxygenase activity
Source: RefSeq, a predicted model, not a curated record